Messenger RNA from Gigantopelta aegis, 2938 nucleotides. RefSeq names its product mucin-5AC-like. Lineage: Eukaryota; Metazoa; Mollusca; Gastropoda; Neomphalida; Peltospiridae. The record is from RefSeq and is a predicted model, not a curated record. The transcript is spliced from 11 exons. The coding region runs from base 125 to 1828 and encodes 567 amino acids.
CCCUGUUGGAUGUAGUUUUGUUUGAGCAGUUGUUCUACAUCUGCAAACGGGAUGACCUACCCGCGGAGACUAAACUGAAAUUGGCGAUCUCUUAAGGGAACACGUAUACAUUUAUUUUACCGUUAUGGGAUACGUAAUUACAGCAGUGUUGUUCCUGGUUGCUUCUACGCAUACCCUGACGUAUUCAGUGACUGCUUCACCAUGGCCAAUGCCACCACGCCAGGACAUUUGUGGGGAUACAGAGACAUUUACGGCGACUACAAUAAAGCAGACAAUGAAGUCAUCGUCCAGUUUAGUACACCCUUCAGAACAAUUUUCUUGUCGAUGGGUCUUCAGAGCCUUCAACUCUCGACUCCCUAUUCACCUGGAAAUUCGUCCAGCCUUUAUUCCAUACAGAUCGUAUAACUGUAGUUUGAUGACAACUGUUAAAGACGGAAACGCCAAGUUGAGAUCGUUCUGUGAAGGUCAGCCAGGAUGGAUGGGGUGGCUGCGCCGCAUCUCGUUUACAGGAUACAGUGGUUCCAUGACUGUCCUUUUGAAGUCCAACUUCCAGAGAAUAGGGUACAUGACGGGCAUCAAGAUCAGAUAUUACCAAGACAGAAACGACCCGCUACUGACUACAACAACAGUCAGACCUUCAACUACAACAACGGCCUGGCCUAAAUGGAUUCGGACAACGUGGCCUGAAUUCAUUACCACAACACGGCCUGAAUUCAUUACCACAACACGGCCUGAAUUCAUUACCACAACAUGGCCUGAAUUCACGACCCGUGAUUGGCAUACGACUAAGACUAAUUGCUGGCUUAUGACCAAAACUAGAGCCAGAACUACAACUACAACAACUUUCAGAGACUGGCCUAGAAGGUCGACUACACCGCCGACUUUCAGAGACUGGCCUAGAACGUCGACUAUGCCACCAACUUUCAGAGACUGGCCUAGAAGGUCGACUAUGCCACCAACUUUCAGAGACUGGCCUACAUCGUCGACUAUGCCACCAACUUUCAGAGACUGGCCUAGAAGGUCGACUAUGCCGCCAACAGAUUAUUUCGCUCUAUGCGGAAAUACUUCCUUGAUCGCAUCCGAAGAACCGGGCUACAUCUACACACCGGGUGUUGAAGAUUCCUUCAAAUCGCGUUGUCUCUGGGUCAUCAGACCUUUCUGGUUCGGCCCCAUUCAUCUGGAAAUCAGAUCCGUUUCCGGUUAUGACCUGGACUGUAACGAUCAACAACUGCUUAUUAGAGACGGUACAAAAACAAUUAAGCGACACUGUGAUGGAAACACUGAGCGUUACACGGGCACGGAGGGAACCAUGAGAAUAAUGUACAGCAACGAUGGCUUUUACCCCUUCACUUCACAAAUCAGCAUCAAGUAUUACCAAGACAAAUAUUACGAUAGACCCGAUAGCGACAGUCGAACUAAAGGACCUGAUAGCGUCAAUGGAACUAAAGGACCUGAUAGCGUCAAUGGAACUAAAGAUGACCUGCUACUUAGACACGUUGCGACAAUCAGUUCACUUACUGGUGCAGUCGUCUUGAUUCUCUUCGUUGUCAUUCCGAUAAGUGCGUUGUGUUGCCGAUAUCGCCGAAACCGUUCUCGUCGCAGCGCCAACCGUACACUCACCAUGGCAGUCAUCUCAGAUGGAAGGACGGACACGGCCCCUCCAGCUUACACUGACCUCUUUCCGACCGAGAAGGUGCUGCCACAGAGGAAGGACGAACUUACCAACGAUCCAACACUUCCGGAACUGACCACGAGUGCUCUCCCUUACAAGUCUCCUCAAACUGAGCCAGCGCUUGUGGAUUCGGCUAAACCAGAAUCAAAUAUCUGAAGAGCUGUCACAUUAUGAUGAGAUGAACUUUGAUACUUCUGUAGUGUUUUGCAUAUAUACAUUUACUUUUUAUUAAAUCUUGUUUUAUGAGAUAUUAUAAUCAGAGCUCACUGUAGCUAUAACGUAUAAAGAUAUAUGUAUAGACCUCCAGAAUACAUUUAGUUUUAUUGCACGGGGCACGUUAAGUCAAUACUUUUCUUAACGUGCACGGCAAGUUGCUUCCCUCUACUUAGCAAAUUUAAAAUGGCGGGGAUAUUUUGUAAGGUUGUCGUUGAAGAUUUAUUUUCUUAAUAAUGAUGCGACUCAUUCAAUCAGGAUUUUGUGAGUACAGUAGGUUAUACAUUUUUGGUUUGUGUGUCCAUCUCUUGCACUAUUUCGGUUGAGAAACGGUUGAAACAUGGUUCCACACGUUUUGAAUACAGGCUAUAUAUAGGGUAUGUAACAAGAUACAGACGUAGUAAGACCCACACUAACUACGUCCCUCCGGACUAAUGCGUUUGUACUGCGGAGUUGUCUUUCUUCAACUUGAUCCAAUCAACUGAUUGUUUCGUUUUUCCCUCGUUCAAGUCAGUGCACCAGAACCGGUCAAAGACCGUGGUAUGUGGUUCUCUGUUGGAAAGUGCGUAUAAAAGAUCUUUUUCUGCAAAUAGAAAAAUUGAUCAGGUUUCCUCUGAUGACUAUAUGACAAAAUUACCAAAUGUUUGACAUCCAAUAGCCGAUGAUUAAUUAAUCAGUGGUCUCUAGUGGUGUCGUUAAACAAAACAAACAUUAAACUGUUCAUCUUACUUUUUAUCUCUACUUGGACUGUAAUGCGUUACUGCAGAGUUGUAUUUCUUGAACUUGUUUAUAGUCUGUUUUAUACCAUAACACAUUACUUUUAUAUUUGUUGUAUUAUUCCGGAAGAUGCUUAUAUGUAUUAUUGUGCCGAACGUUUUAAUUUUGUUUUUAACUUUGUAUUAUUUUAAGUUGGGUAGAUUUUAUAAACACUGUUUCGUUAUUUAAUACAUACAUAAUUAAUAUAUAUCUUUGCGAUGGGAGGAUUAUAAUCUACUCAAAACAUUGUAGUGUAUUAACAGGUUUUUUUUUUUGUAAAUAAAAACUAAAAUGAUC